AGGAUGGGUCUGCGUAAAACCUGGUUACCAGAGAGCCAAUGAGAGGGCUCCAAAAUGUUUAAAGGACUAUUAUGUACAAACCCAUGGGCUUCCUAAGUGUGCGCUACACAGCCUUCAUUCUCACUCUAGUAAGGUAACUCAAGGAUGUAGUUUAGAUUGCAGUGUUUUUGUUAUUCUUUUAAACAGCCACUGGAGUAGAUUAAAGACCAACGUGGCUUGGACUACAUUGGCGCCUUCCCUCCCUUGAUGUGCGCAGUUGUGAGACACCAUCCAUCCACUUGUUGCUCGAGUCCUGUAUCCUACUACUGCGCGCGGACAAGGCACGCGGAGCGGCAACAGGUUGAUCCCACUCCCCCGUCGAUUUGGGUAGGCUAGAAUAAUUUAAUUGUUGGUUUCUUUUAUAUGUUUUAUAAGCCCAUGUUUUAACAUUUACAUUUCAUAUUCAAGCAUGUUAAUGGGCCCUAAAUGGCCUGCAAUCGAUUACCUCGGUAUUUCGACACGCUAAACUAAAGCAAGUUCAAUUCGAAAGAAUAUGGAUAUUAAAAAUCAUCAAUUUGUUGUUUAUGUUUAGUUUUAAAUCCCUGUGGAAUCGAAGCUGCUUGCUGCCGAAAAUGCCCGUGCUUAUGAGCCCGGACAUUGCCACGAAGUUUAAAGAGAAAUGGAUGCUUCUCCAUCCAGAGGACAUGGAUAACAUAAACGGAGCCGUCACCCUCGACGACAGCCUGACGAGUCUGCAUUGGCUUCAGAAUUUCUCCAUCCUGAGCGCAAACCCGGAGAAAGGUCCGAGCUCCGGCUGUCACCCGUCUCAUCUCUAUUACAACAAACACCUGCCGCUCUGGGGCACGGACUCUCCCUCCAGCCCCCCUGCCGGAGACACGGCAGCUACAGGGAUGCCACAAACUCCGGGGACCUCCAGCAGCCACUCGGCCACCACAAACAGUUACUCACAUCCACAAACCGGACUUUAUCCUCACAACCACCACAUAUCUGCUCACAUGAGCCCGCCGGAGGAAAUAGACUACAAGACGAACCGGCACGUCAAGCCGCCUUACUCCUACGCAACACUCAUCUGUAUGGCCAUGCAAGCCAGCAAAAAGAUCAAGAUUACACUGUCUGAAAUCUACAGCUGGAUCACGGAAAAUUACUGCUACUACAAACACGCAGAACCCAGUUGGCAGAACUCCAUCCGGCACAACCUCUCCCUGAACAAGUGUUUCAUGAAGGUCCCGCGGCAGAAGGACGAGCCGGGCAAGGGCGGCUUCUGGCAGAUCGAUCCGCAGUACGCCGACAUGUUCGUCAAUGGUGUCUUCAAACGCCGCCGAAUGCCCGCCACCCACUUCAACGCCCAGAGGCAGAGCAAGAACCUCCAUGCCUCCUCCCCAUCGUCCUCUUGCACCCAAGCUGGCCAGCAACACCUUGGCAUUGGCUUCUACCAGGGAACUGCUGGCAUGAUCAACCACCACAACGUCCACAACAACAAGCGCAAACAAGUGUUGUCCAAGCGUGGUGGGGCAAAGCUGGCACGGAUGAUGGUGCCCAAGUCCCCACUGUUGGCCACCGAUGCCAAGGGUGGCUGUGGUAGUGGUGGUAGCACCAGUGACAUGCUCCGUGGGGACUUCGAUCUGGCCUCGGUGUUCGACGACGUCCUAAGUGGCUCUGGCAGCACGUUCGAGGACCUGGACAUCAACACGGCGCUGAGCUCUCUGGGCUGUGAGAUGGAACUCUCGCCGCAGGGUCAGCACACGGCGCAGGUGGCGACGACGCGGCCCAAGUGGUACAGCAAUGAGGACGAGCAAGCCUGCGCUUACCUGGAGGCCACCAGCAACGGCAUUGUGGGAGAUUUCCAACAUCAACAGCAACAGCAACAACAUCAUCACCAUCACAUGCAUCACCACCAUCACCAGCAGCAGCAGCAUCUGCAGUCUUCUCACCCGCUCUACUAUGAGGGCAUGACUCUGUUCUCAGAUCAGCCACAGAUGCAGCUGCACCCAUGGGAGGAGAUUAAAGAGGAACCUCAGCCGGUUCCACUGUCCCUGGAUCAGAGCUUUGGCUUCUCCGAAGGCUUCUUCUCCGAGAUGCAGCUGUGGGAGAGGGCGGAGUCAUACAUGUAGCCAUUUCCAGGUCAUGUGACGCGACUUCCUGGUCAUGUGACAGGAAGUUGGGUUAUAGUUGUCCUCGAAUCUCGAACAUCAUAAUGGUCAUCGCAUCUCACCUCAUCAGAUAUGCAUUUCGUCUUUGCAGGUCUGAAGACCAAUACAGACUUUUGUUUUGCUACAUUAGCAUGAUUAUUCUUCGUAAAUGUAUGUCAUGAAAAUAAACUGUCAUUUUGAUUUU
Molecule: messenger RNA, 2334 nt
Organism: Engraulis encrasicolus (European anchovy)
Lineage: Eukaryota; Metazoa; Chordata; Actinopteri; Clupeiformes; Engraulidae
Gene: foxj1b
Product: forkhead box J1b
Exons: 2
Coding region: 564-2111 (515 amino acids)
Biological process (GO): regulation of DNA-templated transcription
Molecular function (GO): sequence-specific DNA binding; DNA-binding transcription factor activity
Source: RefSeq, a predicted model, not a curated record